CAUUGGAUCCCUCUCCAAAUUUUCGUUCCAAGUGUUUAACGUUAUCAGUUUUGGUGCAGCUGUUACCAACAAAUAGGACGUAAGACAUCUCAAACACGAAACGCAUGACGCAGCAGAAUUAUCAGCAUAAGUGCGUCGUUAAUGUAUGCAUUUUAUUUGCAUCGCUAUUUGCUUAUCACUAUCGUACGAUUGGUAAGCUGUUUAUCGCGACGGUUCUAUCCGCAGCAUUGUAAACAUCCGCAUGUAGUGCUGCGCGGGUGAAGAGUGAAAGAUAAGAAGGACGAGGUACGAAAUAAAUAUGCCUCCUCGAUUGAGCAAGUUUUCAAUUUCGGCAACAUGUAUUGACUAUGUUCAUCCCUGGACGAAUUCAUGUGUCAGCGCGACGGCUGGUCUGGGACUCCACGCCUUGCAAGAAUCAUUAAGGAUUUAUACUACCGUCUAUUUAGUAACUUUGUUGAUGAAAGGAAGGAUUCCUUCAAAAGAUGACAUCAGGCGAACUGUGUUCGGGGUGCUUCAAUCGACAGCUUUUUUGUCAUGGAGCGCGUUUUCUUACUCUAUUUUCCUUUGUUUACUAAGACGGGCAUCUGGAAACUUCAACAUUCUGACAGUAUCCUUCCUGCCAUCUUUUUUGUCCAGCCUCGCAGCCAUUGUGAUAGAAAGGCCAUCACGGCGUACACUGCUGUGUUUAUACGUAUCAAACAUCGCUACCGAAACGUUGUUCAGAGCAGGUGUAUGGAGGGGCUACUUCUCGGUGAUUCCACGUGGUGAAGUGUACAUUUUUGCUGUUAGUAUAGCAAUGAUACUUUACUAUUUUCGCAGUGAGAUAGACCAACAGGAUUCCAUAUUUAAAAUCCUCCAAUUUGUCAUCGGGCCAUAUGAGAGGUAUAACUGCAAUGAAAUCAGAAACGAGCCACAUACUUCAGCUCCGGAAUGUUUACAAAAACAUAGAAUAACCAAUAAAUCCAAGAAUCAAAUGCUUAAUGCUUUCCACCGUGGCCUCGACGUGUAUAAACAUGUCAUUGACAGACUUAAAACUUGGCAGAAACAUCUAUCGUGCCCACAUCCUUUCGGUUGUGCUCAUUACGUAAUAUCGGGAGGCACUAAACUGUUCGGAAUUGGAACUGGGGUUCAAUUGGCAAUAAAAUUGGUUUUGCAGUGGAAAAAAAUAUUCAGUAGACCAAAAAUUGCUAAACAGAUAAUAUUUCGGAGAGAAAAUUUGUACCUGGGAAUGUUUAUCGGAGGAUUUACCGGAAUAUACAGAAUGCUGUCCUGUGGGUUGAGGAGAGCUUUUGGAAAAGAUUCACGCUACUAUGCUAUACCAGCUGGUAUCGCGGCGAGUGUUGCUUUCACAAUGUAUCCAGAUAAUACAAUCGCUCUGUACGUAAUGUGGAAAGCGUUACAGAUACUUUGGAAUAGUGGGGUAGCCAGUGGAAAACUACCGGAGGUCAAGUGGUUCAUAAUAGUACUCUAUUGCUUUAGUACAGCGAUUCUUUUUCAUGCUGCAAUUAUUGAGCCACAAAAUCUGAGAUCCUCGUACUGGAAAUUCCUACACAACUUAUCUGGCGGAAGAAUAGCUACAAUGGCCAGAAAACCGUUGGAUGAGUUUGGUUUAGGAACAAGUGCUUCUCUGGCAGAAGUACUCAGAAAAACCCAAACAACCGACCAGAUCUCUUAUUCGUUUUAACAUGAAGUAAAUGUACCAUGUGCAUUAUAACGAAAAAAGAAAGGUGUUUAUCACGAGCACGACAACCCUAUGAGGGUUAUAUUUGCUUAUAUUCAAUGCAUGUUGGACAUUUUUCUUACUGUAGGAACAUUUGCACGUUCCUAAAUGGUAGAAUUUUUCUACAAUGUAUCAUAAUUUGGUUUAGGUAGGCGCGAAGACAAAACUAUGACAGUUAUCAAAUUGUGACUAAUUGUAUGAAUAUUAAAUCAUGAUAUUAUUGGUAAAAUAGAAUUAUCUGUAAUGAGCAGAUAACGAGAAAAUUGGUUGAAUAAAAUCCAAAAUUAUUAUUGGGUGGACAGAGAAAAGAAGUUUAUUAUCGAAGGAAAGGGGAGUG
Diprion similis is the source of this 2057-nucleotide messenger RNA. RefSeq names its product transmembrane protein 135-like. The transcript is spliced from 9 exons. The coding region runs from base 299 to 1684 and encodes 461 amino acids. Lineage: Eukaryota; Metazoa; Arthropoda; Insecta; Hymenoptera; Diprionidae. The record is from RefSeq and is a predicted model, not a curated record.